Messenger RNA from Phaedon cochleariae (mustard beetle), 717 nucleotides. Lineage: Eukaryota; Metazoa; Arthropoda; Insecta; Coleoptera; Chrysomelidae. The record is from the annotation of a GenBank genome assembly.
GAUCACUGCUUCUAGAUUUCCAGUUGUUCUGAAAAUCGGCCACGCCCAUGGAGGAAUGGGGAAAGUCAAAGUCGACAACAUAAACGACUUCCAAGAUAUGGCCAGCGUGGUGGCCGUAGCUAACACCUAUUGCACCGUCGAGCCAUACAUCGACUCCAAGUACGACAUACACGUCCAGAAAAUCGGAACGAACUACAAGGCGUUCAUGAGGAAAUCCAUUUCAGGUUGUUGGAAAACCAAUACUGGAUCGGCAAUGUUGGAACAAAUCUCAUUGCUCGAAAAGUAUAAAAUGUGGGUCGACGAAGUUUCUGAUCUAUUUGGUGGAUUGGAUAUAUGUGCCCUCGAAGUUGUGGUUGGUAAAGAUGGAAGAGAACACAUCAUUGAAGUAAAUGAUAGCGCACUCACUCUUCUGGGCGAUACUCAAGAAGAAGACAGAAGACACAUCGCAGACUUGGUGGCUUCGCGCAUGCAAGUCAUAUGUAGACCUAGAACUCCUCCACCGACAGAAGAGCCUCUACCGCCUCCGGUAGGUCCCAGAGGGAUACUAGGCAGCCUAACUAGCCUAACACAGUCAGAUACCCCACCACCAAGUGCUACUUCAGAUGUUCCUUCUUUAGGUAGUAUCGGUAGAAGAGAUAGCCAAGGCUGCCAGAAAAAUGUCGGCUUGAAGCACGGUUAUGUCCUCUGACGAUGUACAUGGGAUGUAUAAAUGGCUAG